Lentinula edodes (shiitake mushroom) is the source of this 2230-nucleotide messenger RNA. RefSeq names its product nucleotide-binding domain-containing protein. NCBI's taxonomy places the organism in Eukaryota, Fungi, Basidiomycota, Agaricomycetes, Agaricales, Omphalotaceae. Gene Ontology annotation, molecular function: calcium ion binding; NADH dehydrogenase activity. The record is from RefSeq and is a predicted model, not a curated record. The coding region runs from base 1 to 2016 and encodes 671 amino acids. The transcript has 12 exons.
AUGACUGCACAUUUAAUAUCUGCUAGACUACAGAAUCGAUCGGUUCAUUCUCGUCAUCCCAACUCGACCUCAUCUACUCCUCCUCCACGUCGCCGCACUCUCUUCCGCCGGCUCUUCAUAUUCUCCAAAUACACGCUCUAUCUAUCUCUGACCUCCGUCGUCGGUCUUGUCGUCCUUACUUCCUUCCUGUUCAUCCACGACCUGUUCACCUAUACUUCCCGACACGUCGACCGUGUACCUAUGAACCCAUUGGCACUCCAUCUCGAACGUGGCGGUCCGAAAAACCUCCCUAUCGCUCGUGUUCUAGUCGACGAUGACGAGGACGAGGACAUGCAUCGCAUUGCGAGGGACAAACCUCGUUUGGUCGUUGUAGGAGGCGGUUGGGGUGCCAUGGGCGUGUUACAGACACUACAUCUCGGAGAUUAUCAUGUUACUGUCGUGUCCAACGAGACGUUUACCACAUUCACACCGCUCUUGCCUUCUGCUGCAGUAGGAACCGUACAAAUCAGGAGUCUUAUUGAGCCAAUUAGGAAGAUCGUGGCCAGGCUAAGAGGUCAUUUCGUCAACGGGAAGGCGGUCGAUGUUGAUUUUGGGCAGAGGUUGAUUGAGAUUGAAUGUGUCGGGAACGGAGAAAGGGUUUACAUUCCCUACGACAAGUUAAUCAUAGCAGUCGGUUCGACGUCGAGUACACACGGCGUCCCAGGCUUGGAACAUUGUUUUCAACUCAAAACCAUUGCUGACGCGCAGGCCAUUAGAAGAAGGGUCAUGGACAACUUUGAGAUCGCCUCUCUCCCCACUACCUCUCCCUCUGAACGAAAACGCCUUUUGAGCUUCGUUGUAUGUGGCGGUGGACCGACCGGUGUUGAGACUGCAGCGGAGAUAUUUGACUUUUGUCAGGAGGACAUCAUGAAUUACUUCCCGAAAAUUUGUCGUGAGGAAGUAUCGAUCCAUGUCAUCCAGUCGAGGGGGCAUAUCCUGAACACAGUGAGGGUCUUUAUAUACGUUGUUCUUCGCCCGCUAGUUGUGUUAUUCUACUCGGAAGCGAUUUCACAAUAUGCCGAAGACAAAUUCAAGAGGGAUGGGGUUAACCUAAUUACGAAUGCAAGAGUCGCCGCUGUUACUCCAGAACAUGUCAUAUACACGUCCAAAAACGAAGACGGGAAAAUGGAACAACAUACGAUUCCAACGAAUUUUACGCUUUGGUCAACUGGUAUUGCGAUGAACCCGUUUGCGAAGAGGGUGACGCAACUUUUGCCUAAUCAGUUCCACAAAAAGGCCAUCGAGGUCGAUGCGCAUUUGAGGGUGAAGGGUACACCACAAGGCACAGUCUAUGCUGUUGGUGAUGCUGCUACGAUCGAAACCUCACUUGUUAGCCACUUCCUCGAGUUCGUUGAGGAAGCGGAUCAAAAUAAAGACGGGAAGAUCGAUUUUGAUGAAUGGGAGGUUAUGGUUAAUAGAAUAAAACAAAAGAUCCCAAUGGCUGAAGAUCAUGUUAGCAAGGCCCGUGAAAUAUUCACAAUGUACGACGUUAACGGGGACAAUGCCCUUGAGCUGAACGAGCUCGUAAAGCUAUUGGAGGAUUUGGGAAAUAAAAUUACUAGUCUGCCUGCUACUGCUCAAGUUGCUUCACAACAAGGAAAAUAUAUCGGGAAAAAGCUCAACAAGUUAGCCAGACGGAUGGAACGACAAGAACAAGAACAAAAGAUGGAGACCACGCAGCCGUCUGCUGGAUCUGCCACUGCCAAUACUUCUUCUGAAUCUGCCAGAAACCUGAUUCUCAUCCCUGACGAAGCCAUCUCUGCUCCCUUCCGAUACUUCCACCUUGGGUCCCUCGCGUACAUUGGGAACGCUGCAGUGUUCGAUUUAGGCAAAUACUCUUUCAUGGGUGGUCUAGCGGCGAUGUACGCCUGGCGAAGUGUUUAUUGGAACGAGCAGGUGUCGGUGCGGACGAGGGCAUUGUUAAUGAUUGAUUGGAUUGUCAGGGGUGUAUGGGGCAGAGAUCUGUCGAGGCUCUAGAUUUUCGGCAUCUCUUGUGUGUUUACCAAGAUAUCCGAAGUGAAAAGUAUGAAAAUUCUGUGGGAGUUUAGGAGAAAGGACUACAUAAAUUGUGUAUUAUGGUUAUGCUUUGAUUAUUAUCACUUAAUCUCACUAUACCAUAGUAUUGUUAUGCAUCGGAGUAGAGUCGCGAACGGACGCGAAAUAUUAGAGCAUUGGGACCAAAUUCUUGCAU